AAUUUGUCCCAUUUUUUUGGUUGUGGUGAUACUCUGUGACCCCAUAAAAUUUAAUAUUAUUUCUACACCAUAGGUUGACCGAUAUUAUAAUUAUGUACCCGAAAACAUAACAGCAACAAGAACAAAAUUCAGAUUCAGAUUUAGUUAGCCAUGACAAGAGCUUACAAAAUGGAAGUGACUGAAGUAAGGUUAUGCGUUAUGUUUAAUUUAAAAUGACGUUAAUGGUAAUUAAACAAAAGUUUUUUGUUUCUAAAAUGUGUUGAAAAUGAACUUAAGGCAUAGAAUUAUCUAAAAUAGAGAUUAGAAGUACCUGCUCACCUUUUUAAAGCAUAAGAGCUCCAACUGCAAGCAAGACUGAUUGAAAAUGGCUGAAAAAGAAAGCGAGAAAUUGAGGAUCGGUGCUGCAAUAUCGUUUGCAGUCAUCAUCCUGGUGAUUGGCAUUCCGCUCUGGUGGAAAACAACAGAAGUGUAUCGUGUUCCGCUGCCCACUCACAGAAUUGCUCACUUGAAACAGUUCGACUAUAAAAUAGCAAUGACUAUAUCAGUGAACUCUAUCCAAUUAGAUCGCGCUCAUACUAUUAUUAUUCAACUAAACAAUACUCUCAAAGAUUCAAGAAUGUUCAAUUUCAAUUUUAAAAUUGUUGAAUUGCCAAUGAGCAGAACCAAUGUACUGGACAUUGAAAAACAAACAUCUAUUCAUCCCACAGUGCCAGGUGAAAUUUUGUUGAUAGAAAUGCCAGGAAGUAUUUAGACAAUGGUGUUGUUGUUGGUAAUCGUCGUAGUAUCUACUUUACCAGAAAUGAUCUUUCAAAAGUUGUUAAAGUGCUGAACACUUGGAUUCUUCAAUCUGAAGACUUGCUGAACACUGUUCUAUCGGCUCUAACACAUCGAUCAAUCAAUCAGAUUCAGAAGCGUGUUGUCAAACAAGAAAGCAGAGUACGAGCUUCUCCAGAGUACGAUCUGAUCUUUUCUACAAUAAGCCCUCAGCCAGAAAAAGUUAAAUUGGACUACGAUCAAGCAGCGGCUGUUACAAAUUUCUUCGCACCUCUUAUAUCACAACUGUCACCAAUAGCUAAUCACAGACUGAAAUCUCAGUGGCUGUACUUUGUCGAACUGGGCCAACAACCCAAGUUGGAUGAGCCGAAUAAAUAUGUACUAACCCACGAUCAACUACCGCACAUCAUAUCACCUCUGGAAAAGAAGUUGGGGUCUGGCGUAUCCACACAUCCUUGCCUCCAUUUUGUAACUUACACAUCACUGUGUGAGGAGACGCCUCUGUAUCUGAAAGCAAAGAAUGGAUCUUUGGUGAAUGCUGUGUUUUCUCCUCGUUGGGGUGGAAUACAAUUGCUAAAUCCCAGUCAAGAACACUGCGAUGGCUCGAAACCUCUCACGCCACACGUUCCCAAGUUGAUGGCUACAUUUUUGAUCCAAUUGAGAGUGCUGCUUGGAAUCACAGAUCAGUAUGCCUCAAUACCAGGCGCCACCAUUCUUCCAUUGCCUUCAGUAAAACUUCGCGAUUGGGAGUUGGAUGUGCUCUUCAGAUUCAGGACUGUGGAACAGAUGAGCUUGGCCCAAAUGACUCUUCAGUCAUUAUCGCAACUUCUAGAAGAGAUAAGCAACAUAGUGAUAAAUGAAGAGGUUGGUGCUUCAGUUUCUGACGCCGUUUAUCAUGUUGAGCUAGGUCAGAGCGCUCUGCACGAGGGAGAUCUGGAGGCUGCUCUCAGUCAUUCGAAGCAGGCUUACCAAUCCGCUGAGAACGCUUUCACUCAUCCCUCGCUUUUGGCUCUCUUGUACUUCCCCGAUGAUCAGAAGUAUGCUGUUUACAUUCCGCUCUUCAUUCCCAUUAUGAUUCCAGUACUGCUAUCAAUGAAAAGCAUCAAAUUAUGGAAAAGGGUUUUGCGUGGAAAGUCACAAAAGACGGACUAAAUAUUUUUAAUUUGACAUUCCGUCACUUUUCUAUGAACUCACAAGUAUAACCUACAUGAGCUGUUAUUCAAAUUGCCAAAGUUCUGCUAGUUUUUUAUCGUCAGUGAUCUAAUUUUGUGAAUCAUUCAAGUCAUUGUAAUACAAUUCUAAGUAGCGAACCUAAGAAAAUACUCUUCCAAGAAGAUACUACAAUACUUUCUUAUUCAAGAAACUCCGAGCAGUAAGCUUUAUAUCUCUCUGAUAUUCUGUCAAUUUUAUUUUAUACUCACUUCAUCAUAUAUUGUACUUAUAUUAUGUAUCAUCAUUAUGUAUCAUUACAUUAAGUAUCAUCAAUUUGUAAAUUAAUAUGCGAUAUCGUUUGAAAUAUUAUAAAAUUUAAUUUCUUCUCAUCUGAUUCAUAAGCUAUCAUUAGCUGCUAUUCCUUUGUUCAUUCAUAGUGGAAGCGUAACAAUCUUGAGAAUUGUGAACAAGCCAGGAAUUGUUGGCAAGGUAAUUUAAAAAUAAUUCCAACUUGAAGUUCAAUAAUUUUGUGUGUAUUGAUGUUGAUGAUUGUAAUUAUAUUCGUACUUUUAAUAAAUAGUGUGUGAAAUACUCUACACCCGACAGUAUUUUUAUUUGCAGUAAUCCAUAAUAACAAUUAAAUAAUAAUUAUUAUCAAAAUCAUUCAUUUACAUAAUUUUCAUUCUUAUUAUUCUCUAGCAAUUAUACAAUUGAAUAAUGAUUUGAUCUUUGAUAUAUUAAAAUAAACAAAAGUA
Molecule: messenger RNA, 2681 nt
Organism: Nilaparvata lugens (brown planthopper)
Lineage: Eukaryota; Metazoa; Arthropoda; Insecta; Hemiptera; Delphacidae
Product: GPI transamidase component PIG-S-like
Exons: 2
Coding region: 1411-1926 (171 amino acids)
Biological process (GO): attachment of GPI anchor to protein
Cellular component (GO): GPI-anchor transamidase complex
Source: RefSeq, a predicted model, not a curated record